Molecule: messenger RNA, 9738 nt
Organism: Scylla paramamosain (green mud crab)
Lineage: Eukaryota; Metazoa; Arthropoda; Malacostraca; Decapoda; Portunidae
Gene: Ppa
Product: F-box/LRR-repeat protein 14-like
Exons: 1
Coding region: 294-1529 (411 amino acids)
Biological process (GO): SCF-dependent proteasomal ubiquitin-dependent protein catabolic process
Cellular component (GO): SCF ubiquitin ligase complex
Molecular function (GO): protein binding
Source: RefSeq, a predicted model, not a curated record
AACUUCAUUUUAACUUGCAGGAUGAUGCGACUUGUGAGUGCGGUGGUGAGAACAGUGAGCUUCAGUGCCGGGAAUGCCAGAAUCAUUCUAUUUUCACCUGGUGGAACCUCUGGAGGUGUUUGUGAGAAAGGUUCACCUUCUCUCCGCGGCUGCCUCAUGCCGACGCUGUCUCGCAAUGUUCAAAUAUCCCGCGCACGACGUCACCGUCGCCAGCCAAUGGGAGGCUGGGUAAAAGUUCACGUGACUGGCGAAGUCCAAGCAACAGCUAUGGAGAGUGUAUCUCGCCAGUCAAGAUGGAGGACAGUGGAGUGGACACUUCGUGUCCACAGACUCAGACUCAGACUACACACAUUUCGUGUUUAUACCCAGAAAUCUUGGCGCUUAUAUUCAGUUACUUGGAUGUUAAAGACAAGGGGCGUGUGGCCCAAGUGUGUGCUAACUGGCGGGACGCUGCCUAUCAUAAGAGCGUGUGGAGAGGAGUAGAGGCAAAGCUCCACCUGCGCAGGGCCAACCCGUCUUUGUUCGAGUCGCUGGGGUGUCGAGGGAUUCGCCGUGUGCAGGUGCUCUCGCUACGGCGGGUGCUGAGAGACGUGAUCAGCGGGGUGCCUAAUAUUACCUCCCUCAACCUCUCCGGCUGCUACAACGUCUCCGACAUCAGCCUCACUCACGCCUUCGCCAACGAGUGUCCCUCGCUCACUCACCUCAACCUCUCGCUCUGCAAGCAGAUCUCAGACUCUGCGCUGGGAAAAAUCGCUCAGCAGCUGAGAAACUUGGAGGUGCUCGAGUUGGGAGGGUGUUCCUACAUCACCAACACUGGCCUGCUGCUGGUGGCGUGGGGGCUGAAAAAACUGAGAGAGCUGAACCUGAGGUCAUGCUGUCUGGUGAGCAACCAAGGUAUUGCCUACCUGGCGGGCCAGCACCAGGAGGCUGCGGACGGCACGAGGGCACUGGAAUACCUCGGCCUCCAGGACUGCCAGAAGCUGUCGGAUGAGGCCCUAAGGCAUGUCGCCAAUGGGCUUCCCAACCUCAAAAGCAUAAACCUCUCGUUCUGUGCCAGCAUCACAGACUCGGGCCUCAAGUACCUGGCCCGGAUGCCCAGCCUGCGAGAGCUGAACUUGAGGUCGUGCGACAACAUCUCGGACAUCGGAAUUGCUUACCUGGCUGAGGGAGGCUCGUGCAUCACCACGCUAGACGUCUCCUUCUGUGACAAAAUUGGGGACCAGGCGCUGGUUCACAUAUCCCAGGGGCUGUUCACGCUGAGGUCGCUGUCGUGUUCGGCUUGCCAAAUCAGCGACGACGGCAUUCAGCGCAUUGCCCGCACCCUGCACGAGCUGGACACCCUCAACAUCGGGCAGUGUGUGCGCGUCACGGACAAGGGGCUGCAACUCAUAGCAGAGCACCUCACCAACCUGUACUGCAUUGACCUCUACGGCUGCAAUCGCAUCACCACGGUGGGUCUAGAAAGGAUUAUGCAGCUGCCCCGCCUGUCCGUGCUCAACCUGGGGUUGUGGCACAAACAAAAGCGGUGACGCUUGUCACACUUAGGUCACCCUAACCAAUCCCCAACCCAGAUUCAGCAGGUGCUCAGCCCCACCGAACAUUCAAGGUAAAUUUCCCGGGCCGGCGGCUCAGUCAAGAUAGGUAACUGGUCACUGGUCCAUGAACGGAUCGCCUUGGCUGUGUGCUGUCCACAUGUUGCUUCUGCGGUGUCACUUAUCUAGGGCUGUGCUAUGUAAAGAACUCUUCGUGUAGAACUUGCUCAGGGUGUCAGGGAAAAGUAUUCCUAUAUGUAUACUGUUAGAGACCCAACCCAGUGUGUCGCUGUGCUGGUGUCCAUGAACUGUACAUUUCGUCAAUGUCAGACUGUUCUGCCAGUGCCAUGAGUGCUGGCGGCCACCCUCCCGCCAGGGGCGUCAUGACGUGCCCUCCGUGCCAUGAGAGGUGCUUGCUCCCGCAGUACUCGCUACGACUUCCUGUUUUAAGGUCGUCUUAUUCUAUGGUAGUAACUACAACGAAUGGCAUCAGUCCAUUACGCCUCCACUGUUCAGUCCCUCGCAGGUCUUCUUGUCUUAGUUACCCAGCAACAUUGGAGAGGGAUUAUGGUGCCAAUCAAUGCCAACUUUACAAAGUCUGGUGUUAGUGUUAGUGAACAAGUGUCAGCAGAAAUCUUUGAACGUUUGUAUAUAAGGUAGUGCCGUGAUAACCAAUGUGAUAUUGUGUCUGAGUGAUUCAGGCCUCGAGAGGGGCACUGCGCUGGCCUCGUGUGUGUGUGUGUGUGUGUGUGUGUGUGUGUGUGUGUGUGUGUCGGGUGAAGUCUCGGCUAUUGUAAAUAUUAUAGAGUAUAUAUCAAAUUCAUUCUGUCUAUUAGGAGCCAAGUUUAAGGUGUCAGCUGGCGGUGUAAGAGUAGUGCACUACGGGUGGGGCGGCAGCAGGUGGGGUGGUCAUGCAGCAGGGUGGCCAAGGCCCCCAGCGCCUCGUCCUGCGCCCCUCUGCCCCAGUCUUCAGUACACUGCAGUGAGUAACAAACUACUGUUGCUUCAUGCAGGUCUAAAUUUGCAUACAUACUAGAACAGUUUUGACAAGUUAAGAAAAGUUCCGCUCCCUCUUAACCCCUGGCUGUCCGCUCCUCCCCCCCUCCCAGUAAUGAGGUGGUUUUGUGUGUGUGUGUGUGUGUGUGUGUGUGUGUGUGUGUGUGUGUGUGUGUUUCUUUCUUUCUUGAGCUGUGACAAUCUUUAUUCGUUGUUUAUGUUCCUUAUUGAUGGAUCGUUUUGAAUUUUUCACUUGGUAUGUCUAUGUUGUUACAUUCUAGUAGUGAAAGGUUCUCAGUUUUUUCGUCCGUGGGUGGGCGUGGGCAGCCCAGCGCCUGGCAGGCGCCACGCCCGCCACCACCUGGAAACAAACACACACGUAAAGGUCAUCAGUCUUAUCAGGUGACUCACUUCCCGAUGACAGAAAAGUUACGAUGAGAUAAUGUUCAGUGUUAACGCAGUGCCAGGGCGGCGCUGAACGGCGGCACCUCACCGCCGUCCGGAGGAGUGCCACGGAUCCAUAGUCAGGCGACCAUACUCCUGUGACACCCAGUACUGGGAAUUCACUCACUACACUAGAACACACACACACACACACACACACACACACACACACACACACACACACACACACACAUACACACACACACACACACACACACACACACACACACACACACACACACACGAAUCUUUAAAGGCACGAACACAAGUGGGGGGCAUGUGGGGCUGUGCGGGGUGAUGAAUGAACGAAUGAUAUGAACGAUUCCCUUGUCAUGAUUCCCUUCAGGAUGACUUCACGGUGAUCUUCGCGCCUCUCGUGGAAGCUCCUGUCUCGUCACCUUGAGUGUCUACAAAAACCUCGCUGUGUCCUGGACGGUUCUGGCACACACACACACACACACACACACACACACACACACACACACACACACACACACACACACACUCUCUGCGGGGGCUGUACACCACUGCUUCUCAAGGAUGUGUGCCUCACUUCCUGUCAGACACACGGGUGCUACGUCUCUCUGUCUCCAGCCACAUAAGUCAUGGAUGUCAGGCAUUAAAUAAUUUUUAAUGAAUAAAUCAUGUAUUUUUCUCCAUUUGGGGGCAAAUGAAAACAAAUACGUAACUAAAUGCUUCAUUUUCUUUUCUUCUGCAGCCUGUAUGUCAAUAUUUCAGUUUUAUGACAAUUCAAAAUUACCAAAACAGGCAAGCAUUAUACACGUCAAAAUUUCAUUGUUGCCUUAUAUUUUUUCAUGGACACUCAGUCUCAUUCAGUUAGUCAAAAUGCACUGAUUACAAAUGUUUCUCCUGUAUAGUUAUUUCUGACUACUUAUUUCCCACCCAGACUAGUUGCAUUUGACCCACUCUUUAUUUAUUUAUUUUUUUCUCUCGUCACAUUUCAUGUUUAAUCCUUUAUUAGUCUUCUGAGUGUCACUGCUGCAGUCAUAAACAGUUUUCCACAGGUAACAGUGUUCCCAAAGCCCUCUGCCCCGGUGACAAUGUUGGCAUUCCCGUCACGUCGCGCCCGUGUGUCUGGGAAGCACUGCUGUACGGAAGUCUGAGCUGUCCGCCACGCCCAAUAACAAUGCUUCCUUAAUCUUUAUGCAUCAUUCCAAACCUUAGAGAAGAGACAAGAACUCCCGUCGAGAGACGCGACAGCAGCUACUGGUCUGUCCUUCCUGCGCGUCAUGCUCGUUAAUAAUGAUAACGUAACACUCCUAACACAUCUAGAAUGUUACUGAAAAAAUUUACAUGUAAUGUGAAUCCGCAUUAUGCACUGCCUUGCCUCAGCCUUGUGGCCACACCUGCGGGGAGGCGGUGGGCGGCAGCAGCCACCUGCCUGGCCCUGGGAGGCUCCCCCUCCCUUGUCCCCCGCCCCUCGUUGUGGCGCGGGCCAUACAAAUUAAGUGAAACCAUUCGAAAAUUUAAAAUUCCAAACUAACCAUCAUCAUGCGUAAAUCAUUUGUUGCCGAACUGUGAUGAGAAGAGGAACAGGUUCUCUGCCUUAAUGAGUGUGUGGCGGCCACGGGCCAGCUGCGCCCCGCCACCCGGCCUCUGGGACGGAGUAGGACCCCACGGCCCCGGCGCAUACUAAUGGCCUCUAGAGGUCACCACAGUCCUCACUACUAAAUACUAACACGUUUAUUUCUCGUGUUAAGACCGCGUAUACUUCAGUAAGUGCCCUUAGUUCGAUAUUUUGUCAGUUUUGACUCAAAAUAUCACGCCUUCGUUGUUUCCUCAGUGAACAGGUGCUAAAGCUUCCCGCCGCCUCGCCUUACUCCCCACACCUCCUGUUGCCUCACGCAAUCUGGCGGCGGCGAUCACGUUCCUGACUGUCCCACGAUCCAAAGAGAAAAUACCUUCGUGCUAAACCUUCACAUUCACCCCCCGCCUCUCCCGCCCUUCGGAGGUCACGAUGGAUCCCUGGCACUCUGACCCCGGCGUGACCCCCGAGGCGUGGCAGUGACGUCACGCCUCGCCCCAUCCGCCCUGCGACCCCAGGUGGCCACGGAAGACCCUUGGACAAGAGCCGCGUCCCUGUGCUCCUCUGACGCACCAGCUCGCAAUUAGGGACAAAUUACUCCCAUGAGGAUGGUCUGACUUUUCUCUCUCUCUCUCUCUCUCUCUCUCUCUCUCUCUCUCUCUCUCUCUCUCUCUCUCUCUCUCUCUCUCUCUCUCUCUCUGACUGUAAUGCGAAUCUGGAAUAACUCUGCAGUAUAGCGCCAACUAUAACUUUAAAAUGUCGCCUAUACUCUUUAGUUUUUGAGUUCGUGGUUCAUAUACUGGCUGAUUACAUGUUAAAUUGUGUGUGUGAAAGAAAUCACUGUACUUUGUUUAGAAAUGAUCAUUUGUGACGUGAGUAUGGUACGACAAGUCUUGUCAGAUGCGUCAGAGAGAGACAAUGAUAAAACAGGUGACAGAGACGCUGGUCUUGAUUCUUAAUUCUUUUACAAUCUUAGACAACAACAAGCACCGCAAUAUUUUAACUAUUACAUCAUUCACUCUUGUAUUGCUGUCAAUGGUGCCAUUACAAAUUACACAAAAAAAUUAAUGCAACAUUUUAUUGAGGAGAGUCACAGUCAGUGUGUUAAUGCCGACACUCUUUAACAAUCCAAGGGAGUUCCGUGGCCUUGUAUGUAUAUGUAAAGAAUGACGUAGUGUGGGCUAACAACCGCCCAACGAAUGGCUUGUAUUCACGUGAUAUUUAUUUGUGAAAGGAAAAAAACAAGAAACAUAACAAUUGUCAAUCCUGUACAGCUAUUAUUACUACUGUUGACGCCGCUGCUCCUGUAUACGUGUGUGUGUAUGUAUUUACUGUAUGUGUCUGGGACCGCCGCCUGUUCUGACACUAACCCUGCCCACCACAACCAUUCCCACCACUACCACCACCACCCUUCCUCCUUUACGGGUACAAGCUCAAUCUUCUCCCCACCAGUCCCUCACUACAAGCUCGCCGGUUCACAGUAUUAGUCACUGGACGGCUGACUCUCUCUCUCUCUCUCUCUCUCUCUCUCUCUCUCUCUCUCUCUCUCUCUCUCUCUCUCUCUCGUUGCGAAAGUGGCAAAAAGUGGCCUAAAUUUAAUGUUUUAUAAAUGUUUCCCAAAAUUACUUGCAGCCAACUAACAACUCAAAGUCCAGAGUUGAAUAUAUUUUUUUUAUUUUUUAUGAUAAUUAGUUUGACAUUCUCGCAUUUUUACUUUGAUGAAAAUAAUAGUUUCUUGUUCUUUUUAUUUUACUGAUUUGCUGUUUUGUCUUCCUUCAUUAACUGUCGUAAGGCCGAAGUUUUAUUUAUUUUUUCUUUGUAAAUGUUCUCUCUCUAAAAUGUUAACAUACAAAAAAGUCUUGCUAAACUUUUAAAAAAAUAAAUAAAUAAAUGAACUAAAAGAAAACAAGUAAUUUUUUUUAUCUACACGUCUUGAUAAAAUGGGAAAAAGAAAAGAUUUUGAUUUUUUUUACUUUUUCUUAUGAGAGAUAAGAUUACAAAAGCUUAUCAUUGUUAUUGUGUGACAUUUAUUCUUUACAAUAUUUCGUGGUUUAAACUUCGUAAAAAUUGCCAUUUUAUCUCUCUCUCUCUCUCUCUCUCUCUCUCUCUCUCUCUCUCUCUCUCUCUCUCUCUCUCUCUCUCUCUCUCUCUCUCUCUCUCUCUCUCUCUCUGGACAUGACAGUUACCAGUCUCUCAGCCCAACCAGUCACCUCCUCACCUGCCGGUCACCCCCCAUCCCCAUCCACCUAUCCACACCCCAUUCCCCCAUCCACACCCCCUCCUCCCCCACCACAUGUAAGAUGAUCGUAGUUUUAUCAAGUGUAAUGACAGAGAACCUCAAGGAAGGCCAGUAACCAACCACAUUCCCUCCCCUUCCCCCUCCCUCCCCCAUUCCUCCAUCUCCCUUUUCCUUUUCUCUCCCUCUUGUAUUCAUGCCUUUGUAAUGUAUUAAUCUCUAACCCUCCCUCCUUCCUUUCCUCCCUCCCUCUCCUCUCCUCUUUCACUACUGAGGUGUUUUCUAUACAUGAAUCAGUCUCUCUCUCUCUCUCUCUCUCUCUCUCUCUCUCUCUCUCUCUCUCUCUCUCUCUCUCUCUCUCUCUCUCUCUCUCUCUCUCUCUCUCUCUCUCUCUCUCUCUCUCUGGUUCCUUCCUUUUCCUCUCUCUCCCUCCCUUUCUAGUGCUUCUCUUUCUUCUUCCCCCUCCGUCUCUCUCUCUCUCUCUCUCUCUCUCUCUCUCUCUCUCUCUCUCUCUCUCUCUCUCUCUCUCUCUCUCUCUCUCUCUCUCUCUCUCUCUCUCUCUCUCUUCUGUUCCCCUCCACACUCCCUCCUGCCUCGAAUGGUUCAAGUACUCUGACGGGCUCCUCUUGUGAGAACGCUGACGUAAGCCUCGCCCGUUCAUUGGCGUCUCUGUUCUGCUCAGGACCUCCCUACGUUACUUGCCGGAAUUCUUCAUUAUAAUUAUUUCCCUUGUGAAUGAACCUCCCCUUAUCCUGUCUCGGUUUUUUAUUUUCAUCUUCUGUCAUUUUCCUCCCGUGUGCUUUCGUUCUUUUGAAUUGUAUCGGAUGGAACAGUCUCUCUCUCUCUCUCUCUCUCUCUCUCUCUCUCUCUCUCUCUCUCUCUCUCUCUCUCUCUCUCUCUCUCUCUCUCUCUCUCUCUCUCUCUCUCUCUCUCUCUCUGAGUGAUUAACUUCCUUUCCUUCACGCUAUAUGCUAGUAUAUAUGAAUCAAAUCUAACCUACCCACCACCACCUCUUCCUCCUUCGUGUCCUUCGCAUCUCCUUUCUUUCUCCACCUCCUCCACCUCUUAUCUCUCUGUUGCUGCUCCUGAUGGUAAAGUUAUUUUUCUAGUGAAUCAGUUCUUGGUUUAUUCUCCCUCCUCUCCACUCCACCCUCCCUCCCUCCCUCCCUUGCUCCCACCCCUCGCCACCUCCAGCACACCUGCCCCUCUGUCCUGCCUGGCUCUCUCGUGGUGCAGGUGUGUGGCGAGGCAUGUGAAGUCGCUCUUGUUUCACACGUUAGCAUUAUUUUGCUGUUUGAUUCCGUCCACGGCCUUCCAGCAUCUCGAUGUUGGGCCGUCCGUUGCUUUCCUUCCCCCGAUCCUGAUGUAUUCCUCCUUCUCUCCCUUCCUCCCUUCCUCCCUCUCCCCAACCACUUCUUGCCAUAGUGUUCUCUGUCGCACACACUCCACCCCUCCCCAAUAGAGAUGGGUACGCAACGCCCACCUCGACGUGACGCGCCAUUUAGUCCAGUGUGUGCUUGUGUGUGUGUGUAGUAGUAGUGUGCGUGUGUGUGUCAAGCUGGUUCGAUUCGUCGCCAAAUUCUGUUCACUCUGUUCUCCACAUGUUUGUACGCCAAGCCAUUAUUUGUGUGUGUUUCUUUUCUUGAAGAAGUGCAUAUGUUGUCAAAGUUAAAAUGAGUAAAUGGUGGUAUGGUACUGUUACACAUGUCCAGGCCGUCAUUACUUGAGUCUGUGUUUAUUUAUUGUGUUUUGUAAAGGUCUGGUAAUGACUGUCGUGUUAGUGUGUCGUUCUGUAACGCGCCACCGAGAAACAAAGUGACUGUUCCGAUGAAAUAUUUAGAGACUCCAGGUCGUGAGGACGAUGUACUCACGACAGGCAACUGUACUGCACCAGCUGGCUCUUUGUACACACACACACACACACACACACACACACACACACACACACACACACACACACACACACACACACACACGGGCUAAGUGUCGCGCCACAGCGGGUGGGGCACUCAGUCUGCCGCCCUCCCUCCCCACCUGUACAUUCCCACAGGGGCAUUCCUCGAGUCAGCUUCACCACAGGACCACCGUCACCCUCACCUCACCUCACCCCACCCAAGUCAUCCUGCACCUCAGAGAAGUUCAGAGCGUUGUCACGCAGCUGCUCGCCGCCGCAGUGAGGGAGUUGUGUGUGUGUCUGUAUGUAUGUAGGUGUGUGCGUGAAUGUACGUUCGUGCAGGUGCGGCAGCAGCACGGACAGGCCGCGCCACCACGCCCGUCACGGCGGGACGUGCGUCGCGUCACGCUGGUGGCGCUGCAGCUGCCUGUUGACUCCCUCACACUGGUGCCGCGGCGGGUGAGCGGCUUGUGUUGCUCCAUACGAGUGUGUCACGACGUGUGUCGCCUCGAGUGUGCGUUUGUGUGUGUCGUUGCACUGCGUGGCACAUGGUGUGUAUAUAUUUAUUUAUAUAUUUUUUUCUGUACUGGAAGUCACUGCUUGAGUAGCGGCGUGUGUGCCGCAGCGCACCAGCGUCAGGGUGAGCGGCUCCGUGGCCGCGGCGCCGCGCCCUCCAGACGCUUGACGUUGUGACGCUCUCUGUACCUAACGUUCAGUAUACGACAGGUCACGCUGGCGCCCUGCGGGUGGCCCUCUGUUCCCGGCCAUCGUUAGCGGGGACGGGUCACGCUGUGGCCUGGCACUGGCCUCAGGUCACCUGGUCACUACAUUCCUCCGUCACUCACGCCUGGACCAGGUGUGGCCCGCCAGGCUGCAGGUGAGCCGCCCCCACCCCGCCCGGCGCGGCGUGGACGGCGCCCACUUGUACAUAACAGCCACAGUGUGUAUACGGACCGACGUGCUCCCCUCAUCAAAUGUGAUACCUUCAAACUUCAAAAUAUUGUUGAAUUUAAUAGAUUUUAUGUAAUCGACUUUUGUAUUUAAAAAUUUGAACAAAUGCUCAAUAAAUAUUUUAUGAAACAUUUAUAAA